Messenger RNA from Scleropages formosus (Asian bonytongue), 1329 nucleotides. It is a transcript of the gene vps26a, whose product is annotated as VPS26, retromer complex component A. Lineage: Eukaryota; Metazoa; Chordata; Actinopteri; Osteoglossiformes; Osteoglossidae. Bases 94 to 1077 code for a protein of 327 amino acids. The record is from RefSeq and is a predicted model, not a curated record. Gene Ontology annotation, biological process: intracellular protein transport. The transcript has 9 exons.
UCACAUGACCGGGGAGGGCUCGAGACGGGAUUUUCGCACGGUACGGAGUUUACGGAUUUCGACGAGAAGCUCGCGCUGCGGAGACGCUCCGAAAUGAGUUUCCUCGGGAGUUUGUUUGGUCCUGUGUGUGAAAUUGACAUAGUGCUGAAUGAUGCCGAAACCAGAAAGACGGCCGAGCUCAAGACCGAAGAUGGCAAAGUUGAGAAGCACUUCUUAUUCUAUGAUGGAGAGUCUGUUUCCGGGAAGGUGAACCUCACCGUGAAGCAGACUGGUAAGAGACUGGAACACCAGGGCAUCCGAAUCGAGUUCGUUGGACAAAUCGAACUCUUCAGUGACAAGAGCAACACGCAUGAGUUCGUGAACCUCGUCAAGGAGCUGGCACUGCCCGGAGAACUGACACAGAGCCGCAGCUACGACUUUGAGUUCAUGCAGGUGGAAAAGCCCUACGAGUCCUACGUUGGGGCCAACGUCCGCCUGAGAUAUUUCCUGAAAGUGACAAUAGUAAGAAGACUGUCGGACUUGGUGAAAGAGUAUGACCUCAUUGUUCAUCAGCUGGCCACGUACCCUGAAGUGAACAACUCCAUCAAAAUGGAAGUGGGCAUUGAGGAUUGUCUGCACAUAGAGUUUGAGUACAACAAGUCCAAAUACCAUCUGAAAGAUGUCAUUGUGGGAAAAAUCUACUUCUUGUUGGUGAGAAUCAAAAUCCAGCACAUGGAACUGCAGUUGAUCAGGAAGGAGAUCACUGGAAUCGGACCUAGCACAACUACUGAGACAGAGACUGUUGCAAAAUAUGAGAUUAUGGAUGGAGCUCCAGUAAAAGGGGAGUCCAUUCCCAUCCGGCUCUUCUUGGCGGGAUAUGACCUCACAGCUACCAUGAGAGACGUUAACAAGAAGUUCUCUGUGCGGUACUUCCUCAACCUUGUGCUGGUGGAUGAGGAGGAUAGAAGAUAUUUCAAACAGCAGGAAAUUGUUUUGUGGAGAAAGGCCCCAGAGAAACUAAGAAAACGCAACUUCCACCAGCGCUACGAGUCCCCAGAGGCUCGACCGACACUGUCCGCUGAGCAACCAGAAAUGUGAAUGACCUGGGAGCGGGAGGGGCCAGCAAUAGGGGAGCCUGAAGGGGAGGGGCAAGCUGAGGAUCGGUGAUUCAGCAGAUCAGUGUGUCGGAAAGGGGAGGGUGGUGGGGUUGGUAAGGAGAGAAAGAGGCCAAAAAGCGAGCACAUCCCACAAUUUCCACGGUUGUCUUUUCCGUCCCAUUCUGCUGCGUUUGGUUUGCCAGCAACACGGAGCACCAUGUCUCAAUCUCUGAAAAGCCGUGUAUAAAUGGGG